Akanthomyces muscarius is the source of this 255-nucleotide messenger RNA. RefSeq lists its product as uncharacterized. The transcript has 4 exons. Bases 1 to 255 code for a protein of 84 amino acids. The record is from RefSeq and is a predicted model, not a curated record. Lineage: Eukaryota; Fungi; Ascomycota; Sordariomycetes; Hypocreales; Cordycipitaceae.
AUGCACAAUUUGACCGGACAAUUUUCCCGCGGCGGUGUAACGAGAUGUGCUGCAGAGAAGAAGAGGCCCUCUAUACUCCACCGUGCUGUGCAUUUUCUAGGUCUGCACCCAUUGACGUGUCAAGUUGCACGGAGAGGUACGUCGGUCAUGGGGUCCGCGAAAGCUUCUCUGCUCCGUAUAGAGCCGCAUCUCACAGACUUUGCUGCCAAAAAGACCAACGCCGAAGCUUUCAAUAGGGUUACACGGCACUGUUGA